UCUCCUUCACCAUUCCUUUCUCCCUUUUUCUGUCCUUUUGGGCUAUCAGCAUCUGUCUCUCAAUUUCCUCACAGACCCAACUGCCGCUCAGUUUUCGCCUUAAAAAAACUUCAAAAGCAGACGACCACCUUAAUUCCGUCGCUAACCUCUCCGUUCCUGAGCCCAAAUAUGCAAUUCCCAAGCAACCUGAUGAAGUUGGCAUUGCUGAACCACCUGGGAAAGCUUUUGAUUCUAAUGGUAGGGGCAGUGUUCAAAAUGGUAUUUCGGGUGCUCUCCAUCUCGAUAGAUCGACUAUUUUAUCUACCGAGGGCUUAGAUUUAGUUGGGGCGGGAAAAAAUGUGGACGGAAGGGGUACUGUUUCAACUACUGAUGGCAUAGUUUCAAUUACUCCUAGUUCAGUUGCAGUGAUCUCUAGCUUUAGCAGUUCGAUUAGUAAUGGAAGCUCUGGUAAUGUCUAUGAGAAGGGCAGUGCUUCAGUCCGUGCGGAGAUUAGCGCCGAACCUUGUGAUGUUUUGGAUGGAAGAUGGUUAUAUGAUGAGAGCUAUCCCCUCUAUUCGAGCAAUGCAUGCCCCUAUAUAGAUGAAGGUUUUAGUUGUGAGGCCAAUGGGAGAACCGAUACUGGCUACAUGAAGUGGAGGUGGCAGCCGAAUAGUUGUAACAUCCCGAGGUUCAACCCUGUGAAGUUUCUCAAGUUGAUCAGAGGGAAAAGGCUUGUUUUUGUUGGCGAUUCAAUUAAUAGAAACCAGUGGGAAUCCAUGUUGUGUUUGUUAAGAGGGGCCGUUUUGGAUCCCAGCAGGGUAUAUGAAGCCAGAGGGCGAAAGAUUACAAAGGAAAAUGGGGUUUACAACUUCAAAUUCAUGGAUUACCGUUGCAGUGUUGAGUAUUAUGUGACUCAUUUUUUGGUUCAUGAGAGCAAGGCGAGGGUAGGACAGAAGCGAGUUAAUACUCUACGAAUUGAUACCAUGGAUAGAAGCUCAUCAAGAUGGAGAGGAGCUGAUAUAAUGGUUUUUAAUACUGCACACUGGUGGUCACAUCACAAAACUAAAGCCGGAGUAAACUACUACCAAGAAGGCGGUAAAGUCCAUGCCCACCUUGACGUUUCCACUGCUUUCAGAAAAGCUUUAACAACUUGGGCUUCAUGGAUUGAUCGGAAUAUCAGUGGAAACAAGACCCAAGUUUUCUUCCGGAGUUCAGCUCCUAAACAUUUCAGUGGUGGGGAGUGGAGUUCUGGAGGGCACUGCAAAGAGAACACAAAGCCCCUAAAUUAUAGCAUCUUACCAAGCACUCCUGAAAUGAACUUAAUAGUAGAUCAAGUCAUAAAACAAAUGAGAACUCCCGUGACUGUGCUAAACGUAACAAGCCUCUCUGGGCUUAGGAUAGAUGGUCAUCCAUCAAUUUAUGGAAGAAGGCCUGGAAGUUGGCCGUCCUCAAAUGUCCAGGAUUGCAGCCACUGGUGCCUUCCAGGGGUUCCUGAUACUUGGAAUGAGCUUUUGUACUUUUAUCUGCAAACCAGACGGAGUUCUACUGAAACUUGACCUCAUAAAAAUUUGACUUAGAAAACUUGCUGCUGACGAAGAUUUAGCUGACCACAACUGACCUUCAAUGUCAUUUCUUGUAAGUUAAUUCGUCACAUGUUCCUUCAUCCAGUCACCCUUGUGGUGAAAAUUCUGUAAUGAUGUCAGAAUGCCGUUAGAAUGCCCUUGGCAUUAGUGCAUCAACUGGUAACACAAAACACACACACACACACACACACACACACACACACACACACGUUUUUUUCUGUUCUUAGUCAAGCAGGGCUGUAUUGUUGAUACUAAAAAUGCAAUUUUCUCCAAAAAUUGGAGCAAAUUUUAAAAUUCAUUGAGUUUCCAACUGUAAUUUGAUUAUAUUGGUAUAGUUGGCCGCAUAAGCUCUUAGGUUGACAUUGGAUUUGACUACUGCAAUAUUAUGGCUGGGUUUAGUUUUUCUUAAUUCAUAUUCUCUAACAAGUGGUACAAGAGUUAAUGGCAUGGUCAGGUUAGAUUGGUCAUAAAUUUUGUAGCUACCAUGCGUCAUUUGUAUAUUCUUAUCAUGGUUAACUUGGACAAUA
Phalaenopsis equestris is the source of this 2089-nucleotide messenger RNA. Its product is annotated as protein trichome birefringence-like 6. The record is from RefSeq and is a predicted model, not a curated record. Gene Ontology annotation, cellular component: Golgi apparatus. Lineage: Eukaryota; Viridiplantae; Streptophyta; Magnoliopsida; Asparagales; Orchidaceae. Gene Ontology annotation, molecular function: O-acetyltransferase activity.